Molecule: messenger RNA, 801 nt
Organism: Aspergillus puulaauensis
Lineage: Eukaryota; Fungi; Ascomycota; Eurotiomycetes; Eurotiales; Aspergillaceae
Gene: cap2
Product: F-actin-capping protein subunit beta
Exons: 5
Coding region: 1-801 (266 amino acids)
Biological process (GO): cell morphogenesis; barbed-end actin filament capping; actin cytoskeleton organization
Cellular component (GO): F-actin capping protein complex; actin cortical patch; cytoplasm
Molecular function (GO): actin filament binding
Source: RefSeq, a predicted model, not a curated record
AUGGCGGAUGCUCAAUUCGAUAGCGCGCUCGACCUUCUCCGGCGGUUGAACCCCCGCGAUACAAAGCAGAAUCUGCAGGCCAUUACGUCCCUUAUUCCAGAUCUCACCGAAGACCUCCUAUCCUCCGUCGACCAGCCGCUCGAGAUCCGUCGCUGCCCCAAGACAAAGCGGGAUUACCUCCUCUGCGAUUACAAUCGUGAUGGCGACAGCUACAGAUCUCCCUGGAGCAAUGAAUUCGACCCACCGCUCGAUGAUGGCACAGUACCGAGCGAAAGAGUGAGAAGGCUGGAGGUUGCGGCGAACGAAGCGUUCGAUGUUUACCGGGAACUCUACUACGAGGGUGGUGUUGGAAGUGUCUACUUCUGGGAUUUGGAUGAUGGGUUUGCGGGCGUUAUUCUCUUGAAGAAGGGGGUAUCUCCAGGCGGCAAGCACUCCGGCGAGUGGGACAGCAUCCACGUCUUCGAAGCGACCGAUCGAGCGCGCCAGGCUCACUACAAACUGACUAGUACAGUGAUCCUUCACCUCUCCAACGAAACUGAAGCUCUUGGCGAGAUGGACCUGAGCGGGAACAUGACCCGGCAGAUCGAGGUCGAUUUGCCCGUUGAUUCGGAUGCAAGCCAUGUCGCCAACGUCGGGAAACUGGUGGAAGACAUGGAGUUGAAGAUGCGGAACUUGCUGCAGGAGGUCUACUUUGGUAAGGCCAAGGAUGUUGUUGGCGAACUCAGGAGCGUUGGACCGCUGUCGGAAACCAAUAGAGACAGGGCCACCCAGCAGGAGAUGCUCCGGGGACUGCAGCGGUAG